AUGAUGCUCAUAUGCGAAAUGAAAAAGUUUACUUCGUUAAGUAACACAAAGCUUCUUCCAUUUGUAGCUGUAACCUUUGCAGUGCCUCAGGGUUACAAUCUGGGUGCACCUUCUGAAGGUGGACUCUCACAUGGAGGAUCUAUAGAUGGCGGUUCAGGUGGUACUGGAGGUGGUGCAGUAGUUGGAACUGAAAGUGGAGUUGGUGGUCCUAAUGGUGGAUGUCAGGAUGGCCAAAUUCUUCACGUGGAUGGAUCUUGUGUGACUCCCGUUAUCACCAGAAAAGUGUACUUAUAUGAUGCUCCUGAAGUACCCAAGGGCCCAGGCGGUCCUCCUCCGAGUGUGCCACCACCUAAAGUAGAACAUAACAUCCUGUUCGUACGUGUUCCUGAGGCUGCUCCACCACCUGAACCCAUCAUUGUUCCUCCAGCAAGGCAAGAAAACAUUGUCUAUGUUCUGAAUAAGCAGGAAGAGCAAAGUCAACAGGUGAUCGAGGUUACACCUCAUCCAGCUUCCGACCCAGAAAUCUAUUUCGUGAACUACCAAGAAGGAGAAAACCCAACCCUUCCUCUUGGAGUAGAUCUUGAGACUGCUCUCAGCGUUGCCAGUGCAGCUGGCGGUGACGUGAUCGGAGAUGGCGGAGCAGCUAUUGGUGUUGGUGCCGGAGGAUUAGGCGAUGGUGCUGGAGCCGGAGGUAUUGGAGGCGGCUUUGGAGAGAAUGGAGGAUUCGGAGGAGCCGAUGCCGGAGGAAAUGGUGGAUUUGGAGGAGCUGGAGUAGGAGAUAAUGGAGGAUUCGGAGGUGGUUUUGGAGGAGUGAAUGGAGGAAGUGGCGGCUUCGGAGGCAAUGGUGGCAGACCGUCAAACCUGUACACAAGCCCAUAA
This is a messenger RNA of Penaeus indicus, 879 nucleotides long. RefSeq names its product pupal cuticle protein 36-like. Lineage: Eukaryota; Metazoa; Arthropoda; Malacostraca; Decapoda; Penaeidae. The record is from RefSeq and is a predicted model, not a curated record. The transcript is spliced from 3 exons. The coding region runs from base 1 to 879 and encodes 292 amino acids.